AUGAUGCGAAAUGAGCGUCGGAAACUGCUCGAUAGAUGUCUACUGGUACUAAGCCGAGAAAUGGAAAUUGAUGAUGUUCUCCAUUAUCUUCAAUGCAAGGAGGUGUUCACCGAUGCAGUUGUAGAGAAGAUCCAGGCCGCCGGAGGGGCGAGUGCUCAAAGAGCUGCAAUUGUUCGUGCUGUGAAGACCAGAGGUGAUAGGGCAUUCGAGGCACUUUUCCGGGCGUUGCUUCAUGCACGACAACCACAUUUGGCUGAUCUGUUGCGACCUCUGGUAGAUGAAGCCGUACUCCAGACCUUGUGA
This is a messenger RNA of Cooperia oncophora, 303 nucleotides long. NCBI's taxonomy places the organism in Eukaryota, Metazoa, Nematoda, Chromadorea, Rhabditida, Trichostrongylidae. The record is from the annotation of a GenBank genome assembly.